This is a messenger RNA of Elaeis guineensis (African oil palm), 2123 nucleotides long. RefSeq names its product cationic amino acid transporter 5-like. Gene Ontology annotation, cellular component: plasma membrane. Gene Ontology annotation, biological process: transmembrane transport; amino acid transport. NCBI's taxonomy places the organism in Eukaryota, Viridiplantae, Streptophyta, Magnoliopsida, Arecales, Arecaceae. The record is from RefSeq and is a predicted model, not a curated record. Gene Ontology annotation, molecular function: L-lysine transmembrane transporter activity; L-glutamate transmembrane transporter activity.
UUCUUGACUUCUGAGUCCCCAGAAAACUUAUCCAUUCAAAUCCAUUAAGAACUUACCUGCUCCCAAGAGCAAGCAGGCUUUUCCAAUGCAACCCACCCUCUCUAUUCCAGUAGCAGCAAAGAUUGGCUAGAGAAACAUCAUGGGUUCCAUGGAAGAAUCAGCUGAUGAAUUCCAAACAAGGAGCUACUGGAGAUGCAGCAAGAAAGACUUCUUCCCUGAGAAGUCCUUCGAGAGCUGGGCCGCCUAUAAAGCGGCCCUGGGUCAGACCCACCACCGCUUCAAGGACCGCCUCCUUGGUCGAUCCAGCGACGCCACCGAGCUCGGGGAGGUCCGCAAGCAGAGCGAGAAUGACAUGAAGCGCUGCCUCGGCUGGUGGGACCUCACCUGGUUUGGCUUUGGUUCGGCCCUCGGUGCCGGAAUCUUCGUCCUCACAGGCCAAGAAGCCCGUCACCAUGCUGGCCCUGCCAUAGUCCUCUCCUACGUUGCCUCCGGCAUCUCCGCCAUGCUCUCCGUCUUCUGCUACACCGAAUUCUCGGUGGAAAUUCCCGUGGCAGGGGGUUCAUUUGCUUACCUUAGAGUGGAGCUGGGGGACUUCGCGGCGUUCAUAGCAGCAGCCAACUUGAUUCUAGAAAGCGUAGUCGGCAGCGCUGCGGUUGCCAGGGCUUGGACUUCAUAUUUGGCGACCCUCUUGAACCGCCCCUCGAACUCAUUGAGAAUCCACACACAUCUCGCUAAGGGCUUCAAUUUAUUGGACCCAAUUGCGGCGAUUGUCCUUGCAGCCACUGCAACAAUCGCCAUGAUCAGCACCAAGAGGACCUCUUACUUCAAUUGGAUUGCUUCUACCGUCCAUGUUGUUGUCAUACUACUCGUCAUAAUUGGUGGUUUUGCCCAUGCCAACACUAGCAAUCUGAAACCUUUCCUCCCUCAUGGCGUCCAAGGUGUCUUCCAAGCAGCUGCAGUCGUGUACUUUGCCUAUACUGGAUUCGAUAACAUCGCCACCAUGGCAGAGGAAACAAGAAAUCCUUCGAAUGACAUACCAAUAGGCCUUCUUGGUUCCUCGUCGGUCAUCACAGUCUUAUAUUGCCUGAUGGCCCUGUCACUGAGCAUGAUGCAGAAAUAUACUGAUAUUGAUCCAAAUGCAGCAUACUCUGUGGCAUUUAAGAGUGUUGGAUGGGCAUGGGCACAGUAUAUCGUCGCGCUUGGUGCUCUCAAGGGGAUGACCACCGUCCUGCUCGUUGGCGCCCUCGGCCAGCCUCGGCACACCACUCACAUAGCUAGGAGUCACAUAAUUCCACCCUUCUUUGCUCUAGUCCACCCCAAAACUGGAACACCGAUCUAUGCCACUAUUUUGAUUACUUUCUGUGCUGCCUGCAUUGCCUUCUUCUCGAGCCUGGAUAUCUUGGCAACUCUACUAUCUGUGAGCACUCUCUUCAUCUUUAUGAUGAUGGCCACUGCACUGCUUGUGAGGAGAUACUACAUGAGAGGCGUCUCCUCUCGUUCGCAUCUCUUAAAGCUGUCGAGCUUCCUGCUGUUGAUAAUUGCUUCUUCUAUGGGGACUGCAGCUUUCUGGGGACUGAGGCCACAUGGAUGGAUUGGUUACCUGAUAACUAUUCCUUUGUGGAUGGUGGGCACCCUGGGGAUCCAAUUGUUCGUGCCCCAAUGCCGGAUGCCGAAGGUGUGGGGGGUUCCUCUGGUGCCAUGGCUGCCGUCCUUGUCGAUUUUAACCAAUCUGUUUCUCAUGGGUUCUUUAGGUGCUGAAGCAUUCAUUAGGUUUGGGAUAUGCACUUUGAUAAUGCUGCUUUACUAUCUGUUCUUUGGAGUCCAUGCUGCCUAUGAUAUGGCCCAUGGCCAAUAUGAAAAACCAACUUCAGUGGAAGCAGUGAAGAAUGAAGAUGUGAAGAAGGCAGCAGAAGGGCCUUGAAGCAGUGCAGCACUGAUGGUAAUUAUUUCCUUGUCUUUUUAUUUAAUUCCAAAUGCAAUAUGAUGUAUGGAUAGUAAUUUAGAGUUAGAAAAGAACAUGGGUAGAUGAAAAAAAUGUCAAAAAAAGAUGUGGCAAAAUCUGCUGAAAGAUGGUGACAAUCAACUUUCUGGAAAAUAAAUUACGCCAGUAACUGUGUAGCAAA